AGAUGUUCCAGUUCAUCCGGAAACAGAUUCAUAAUCACCUCGUGGAGCGGAAAAUUAGGAAAACACGUCUUGUUACGAAGGACGGCCACUGCAACAUUAAAUUUGGGACUGCUGAAUAUCACAACCAUUUUGCUUUCCUUCUGGACUUCUGGACUACAUUUGUUGAGAUUCGCUGGUGUUUUGUAAUCAUUUUAUUUGCAGCUGCCUUCACGGGAAGCUGGUUCAUUUUUGGUUUGUUCUGGUAUUUGCUUGCGAAAAGUAAUGGAGACUUGGAUGUUCUCCAGAACUCGUCUGAAUCUCACCAGAUGAAAUGUAUAGAGAACAUUAACAGCCUCACGACCGCCUUCUUGUACUCUUUAGAGACCCAGACGACUAUUGGCUAUGGCGGUCGGGCUCUCACGGGUCACUGCCCGGGCACGGUCGCCCUGUUGAUCAUCCAGUCCCUCAUGGGCGCCAUCAUAAACUGCUUUAUGUGUGGACUCAUUUUGGCAAAGAUCUCUCUCCCGAAGAGAAGAGCAAAGACGGUAACCUUCAGCGAAACAGCAGUCAUUUGUCUUUGGAAGGGGAAUCUGUGCCUCCAGAUACGAGUGGCCAACCUACGAAAAACUCUUCUUAUUGGCAGCCACAUUUAUGGAAAGCUUCUGCAGACCACCAUCAGUCCAGAGGGCGAGACCAUCAUACUGGAUCAGGUGAAUAUUGACUUUUUGGUGGAUGCUGGGAAGGACAAUCUGUUCUUUGUUUGCCCGCUUACUCUGUACCACGUGAUCGACAAAUCCAGCCCGUUUUCCGAGAUGGCUACGGACACUCUUCAGCAGCAGGACUUUGAGUUAGUGGUCUUCCUGGAGGGUACGGCUGAAUCCACCAGCUUGUCCUGUCAAGUCCGAACGUCCUACCUUCCGCGUGAGAUCAAGUGGGGUUACAGCUUCCUGCCUGUCAUCUCUCGCACCAAGGAUGGGAAAUACCGUGUCGACCUGUCCAAUUUUUCCAAAACUGAACCAGCUGUGACUCCGCACUGCGCUUGCUGUUUUCACAAGGAACAUAACAAGGAGCUUAUUCUCCAAAGACAUGGACGUGAAGGCAUCGAUAACCUGGGAUUUGAUGUUAUUGACCUUCAAGACUCUGUUGAUGUAACUGAGAAGGGUGAUUAAGGGU
This is a messenger RNA of Rhinichthys klamathensis goyatoka, 1152 nucleotides long. RefSeq names its product potassium inwardly rectifying channel subfamily J member 1b (gene kcnj1b). Gene Ontology annotation, biological process: potassium ion import across plasma membrane; regulation of monoatomic ion transmembrane transport. The record is from RefSeq and is a predicted model, not a curated record. The coding region runs from base 3 to 1148 and encodes 381 amino acids. NCBI's taxonomy places the organism in Eukaryota, Metazoa, Chordata, Actinopteri, Cypriniformes, Leuciscidae. Gene Ontology annotation, molecular function: ATP-activated inward rectifier potassium channel activity. The transcript has a single exon. Gene Ontology annotation, cellular component: plasma membrane.